AUGCAGCACCACUCGACAGACGGUCCAGCCCUCCGAACCCAAACAUCUGAAGGUCAUCAUUGCAGACCAAAAAGUUGCUUUCUUUUUACUGAUCGUCCUGUAGAGACUACUGCUGCUGCUUGCAUAGUUGGACCACUUCUCUCUUCCCCAUCGCCUCCUCUGCCUCCUCCUCCUCCUCUCACCACCGCCGGACUUCUCCUUUUAGGCUCGAUUGAGCGAAAGAAACAAGCCCACAUCCACUUCAACUCGCUUCCACGUGACACUUCCACUUGCUGUACUCCAUCACCUUGCAAAAAAACUGCGCCCGGAACAGCUCGCAAACUAUACCCGUCCUGCAUUCCCUCCACUGCUUCCGUCAACUCUGCUCCAGGCUCCUCGGCCUCUCCUCCUCCUUCCAACCCUUCCGACUUGGUCGUUCUGCCGAGUCGUUUCUCCUGCACUCCAGCAACUCGACCGGCCAAGCCGACAAGACUCAACUUUCCCCCUCUUCCUUCGGAGGCUGCCUCGACUCUUCCGUUCGUGCCAAGUGGUGCGAAGCAGACAAAUCAUCUGCCCCUUGGGCCCGGCGAGCUUGGCGUGAGUCGAGCGAAAGCGGCAUCUGCCAACCCAUCUCGACCCUACCCACGUGCAGUCGGCUCCGGCCCCGACCCGUUGCUACGGAAGCCAACAGCAAAUUCGACGACUGCGAGUCCCGAGGUCUUGGGCCGCCUCAAACGGUCCCCUUCGAACGCGCCGCCAACUCAGCCUUGUACCCUCUUGCCCGCCAGAGCCUCGGCAACCAACUGUUUGCAGCCUCGACAGCGGGCCUCGGACUCGGGACACACGAGUCUGGUGAACGCGUCCGUCGCGAGCCCCACGUCCGCCGAGGCGGUACCAACUUGUGUCGGGCCUGCGCCUCACUUGCGCCUCUCCAACUACCGUCGCCAGUCGUUUGCCCGGCGCGCCAGCCAAUUGGUGAGCCCCAGCAAGACCGGC
This is a messenger RNA of Protopolystoma xenopodis, 975 nucleotides long. The record is from the annotation of a GenBank genome assembly. Lineage: Eukaryota; Metazoa; Platyhelminthes; Monogenea; Polystomatidea; Polystomatidae.